GACGGGCGGGCCAAUAAAAGACGACGUGAAGCGUAUAACGCGCCGCGUAGCAGGACUAGGAAAACAAACGGGCGAUCGGCUCCCGACGAACGGACGGCCGCGCGAGGGUAGGCGACUGUCGCCGGUGUGAUCGCCGACAAAGGUCAGAUCAUUUGUAAAUUUGGUGGAUGAUGCGCGCGGACCUGUACGGUCGCGAACGGUGCACGAACUUGCUGCUGCAGCUGUCUGUGAGGCAUGCCGCGCGAUAACUUUCACCCGUUGACCCGUUGACGUGCGGCGAGGCGGACGAGGGCCGACGCAGUAGUAGAGAGGAAACAACGCGCGAUUCCGCCUCUCCUUCGCUUUUUUCCGGAAGAGAGCAUCGCGAGAGCAGCGACGUGCACGGGGCUGGGAGCUUUGUAGCAGAGAGCCUGCGGGUUUUUUUCCUCGCGCGAGAGACUCGCACAUAUGCGCCGGACGCGUCCGCAUGCGUAAUAAUUGUCUCCUUUUCCGACUCGCCCGAUCGAAAUACAUUGUCCGACCGGAGAGCGCUCUCGGGGUACUCGGCGAAGAAAGGGAAGUUGCUGUAAUGGCCGCCGUGUCAUGAAAUGAAGGUGCCGAGCCAGUUUUGUGGUGCCACAAUGGAGGAUAGCUGCAACCCCGCGUCCCAGAAUCACAACGGUCAGUUGUCCAGCGGCGCGAACGUCUCCCUCGUGAACAAAACGAUCCAGGGCAGUGACAAUGGCAGCAACGGCGACGCCAAGGAUCAACGGCCGCAGUACUCAAUGCCUGGUAUCCUGCAUUUCAUUCAGCACGAGUGGGCCCGCUUCGAGCUCGAGAGGUCUCAGUGGGAAUUGGACAGGGCGGAAUUUCAGGCUAGGAUAGCUUUUCUUCAAGGUGAAAGAAAAGGACAAGAAAAUUUGAAGAAUGACCUAGUGAGGCGAAUAAAAAUGUUAGAGUAUGCACUUAAGCAAGAAAGAGCAAGGUAUCAUAAACUAAAAUAUGGUACCGACUUGGUAAUGCAAGGAGAUGUUAAACCACCUCUUUACGAAGAAGGUACCACAUGCAAUGUCUCUGAAGGUGGUGGUGGUGGUGGAGGAGGAACAGGAGAAGGAGGGGGAGGAGGAGAUGGAGAAGCUUCAUUUACAUCUGUCAGUAAUGUUAGUUGGAGACAAGGUCGUCAACUUCUAAGGCAAUAUUUACAAGAAAUUGGGUAUACUGACACAAUUAUAGAUGUACGGUCAAACAGAGUACGAUCACUGCUUGGUUUAAAUAAUAAUACAGACUCAGAUGAAAUGAAUACUCCAGCAUUAAAUGGAAAUGAAGGAACACGGGAGAGACAAGAAUCAUCCGAUGAUCUUAUGUGCCUGCAGAACAACCAAAAAAGGAGAAAGCAAAAGCCAUCUUCUAUAGCAGAAGCAAUGAUAUUAGAUACAGAAGCAGCUGUUAUAGCGAAUUUUGAGUUUUUGGGACACACAGAUAUGGACAUGGAAGAGGAAGAGGGAGAUGGGGAGGAUGAAAUUUAUGAUGCAAAUACGGACACUAAACCAAAUAAAGCAUCUAUCCCCCUUCUAGCGGAAGAUGUUGAUACAGAUGCGGAGGCAGAAGAAGUAUUAAAUGAAUUAAAUCUCCUCACAGAAAUUGAGGAAUCGCCACCUGGUUCUAUUCACCUGGAAAUGAAUUCUUCAAAAUGGGAUUUAUUACACAGAGGAUUACAACAAGAUCCAAGACGCCCAAACAAUAAAGAAGGUGGUGAUUCCACACUGGAAUUAGGAGAAUUAGAACAAUUAUGUGUUAACAAUGAUGCAGAAAUAUCAUAUGAUAUGGUUUCCACCACAAAGGAAACUUUCAGAAAAACAUGGAACGCAAAGUAUACAUUACGUUCGCAUUUUGACGCUGUUAGAGCACUCGUCUUCCACCCCACAGAUCCGGUUCUCAUCACCGCAAGCGAUGAUCACACAUUGAAGUUGUGGAAUCUUCAUAAGACUGUACCGGCAAAAAAGUCAGCUUCGUUAGAUGUAGAACCACUUUACACAUUCAGAUCACAUACUGGACCUGUAUUGUGUUUAGCCAUGUGUAGUACGGGCAAUCGAUGUUACAGCGGUGGUUUAGAUGGCAUGAUCCAUUGUUGGACACUACCAUCGGCUAACAUCGACCCAUACGACUCGUAUGAACCAAGUGUUCUUAAUCAUACGUUAACGGGGCACACAAAUGCUGUUUGGGGCUUGAGCAUGUAUCAUUUACGUCCUACUAUGUUAUCGUUUAGCUCGGACGGAACUGUAAAGUUAUGGGCACCACAAGCAUCGGUACCUCUUCUCAAUACAUAUGUCUCAGAACAAGACGGCAUACCGACUUCAGUUGACUUCAUCAGGGACGAGCCGCACAAGUUGGUUGUGGCUUACGAAGGAGCUUGCGUGAUAUUUGAUACCGAGACCGGUGCGAUCGUGGCGCGACUCGAGGCAAAUGAAACGAAGGGUGUGAAUCGCGUUGUAGCACAUCCGACGUUACCGCUUGUUGUGGCCGCACACGAGGAUCGGCAUAUUCGAUUCUAUGAUCACCGGUCAGCCACUCUCGCUCACGCGAUGGUAGCACACUUGGACGCGGUUACUAGUCUUGCUGUAGAUCCUCAUGGUCUAUACUUACUUUCAGGAAGUCAUGAUUGCAGUAUAAGAUUAUGGAACAUGGACAACAAGACUUGUGUUCAGGAGAUAACAGCGCAUCGGAAGAAGUUCGACGAAAGUAUUCUAGACGUAGCGUUCCACCCAUCACGACCGUUUAUAGCGAGCGCAGGCGCCGACGCUCUCGCCAAAGUGUUUGUGUGAAAUGUAAAUCGAGAUACACUCGCAUCAAAAUAAUGGUUUCUACUAUUACAUCAAACGGAACAGUUUUUGUACUCGUAUUCUUUUCUAGAUAGCCUUAACUUUUAUGUGUCCACACUUCCAAUUUUGUUGUAACUCUUUGAUCGUUCUCCUAUCAUUUACUUUACGAGAAAGGGUUUAUAAGGAAAUCAAAUCGCGAUCGUAUAGGUAUUCAUAAAGAUAAAAACAAGUUUAUCCGUAACUUCUUAUCUGUGACACAGUUUAUGGAAAAAAUAAUAAUUUUAAAUAAUUAUAAACGCUGCUUGUUGAUGUGUUAUCAUCAUUAAGUAGCCAUACUAUUUGGAAUAGCGGGAAGGGGGUCUAUCAUGUAGAAUAUUAGCCGAUAUAGUCCUGAUAAUUAGAGGAACAAGCCCCUUUACCCAGAAUCCAGGAAGUAUACACUGCCGCGGUAGCGUAAUAUUUAUCCUUACGUUAACUAUUUAUUACCAAUAUCGCCGUUACUGUUGCACAGCUACUGGGGAUUAAAUACAAUCGUAAUAAUCGACGAUAAAGUUGCUCUAAUAAACAAAAAAAUACAUGCAUUAAUUAGUCUCCCAUUACACAUAAUUUUUCCUGCUGCCUUAUAUAUUCAUCGAGGCUAGCACAUAGUAAUGAUAACAUAAUAAUAAUACUAUUAAUCGUAAGGUAAUUAUAAUAGACA
This is a messenger RNA of Odontomachus brunneus, 3498 nucleotides long. It is a transcript of the gene Cka, whose product is annotated as striatin-3. Lineage: Eukaryota; Metazoa; Arthropoda; Insecta; Hymenoptera; Formicidae. Gene Ontology annotation, molecular function: protein binding. The record is from RefSeq and is a predicted model, not a curated record. Bases 588 to 2801 code for a protein of 737 amino acids. The transcript is spliced from 11 exons.